CUCGACGUUUCUAUUUUUGUGUUGCACACAACAAGCAUCGUGAAGCCCAAAGUUUUCGCCGCCCAGCAUGUAAUGGGCCUUUAGCUGAACGUCACAUGACCAAGCGGGAAAACAGGACAGAAGUUUUCGAUGUCACCCUGCAAAUGUGAUGGAGAUUGGAUAUCCUCAUCUUUGGAAGCUGUUGAGGACAUCUUGUGUAAAACAACAAACAAUAUUGACAUUUUAUAUGCCUCCAUGUGCUUUGUGACCUGAACUGGAAGGAAGUGCUUCAUUCUGUUUACCCCAUCGCGGAAGUUGGUUGUGAAUAACUGCAAUUUUCUCAUUCCACCUGCCAAACUGCUGGUUUUUGGGACGUGAGUUGAGUCACUGCUACCAUACAGUUUUUGCUUUCAAGCCAGAGCCGGAUGUUGGCUAGUAUCUCAAAAAACCCGUAAGUAGGGUCACUUUUUUCUCAGGGCACCACUUUAGAUAAAUUCUGUGAUUGUCUGAGUGAGGUUUAGUCCCUGAAGCAGAUCCACUCGAGGAUCUUCUACAAACCAGUAAUCAUGAGUGGCUCUAAACCGGACAUCCUGUGGUCUCCGCACCACCCGGACCGCUACGUCAUCUGCGACUCUGAACUGGGCCUGUACCGUAUCGGUCCGGCGGGGGGCACUGAGCUCAAGGCCGGUACCCUGCCCCUCUCCGGAGAGACGGCCGCCACUUUGCUGGCCAUCAACUCGGACACGCCCUACAUGAAGUGCGUAGCCUGGUAUCCCAAGCAGGAGCCCGAGUGCCUGCUCGCCGUGGGCCAGGCCAACGGUAGGGUGGUACUCACCAGCCUGGGUCAGAGCCACAACUCGGCAUGCAAGGAGUUGGUGGGCAAAGAGUUUGUGCCCAAGCACGCCCGCCAGUGCAACACUCUGGCAUGGAACCCGGUGGACAGCAACCUGCUGGCGGCCGGCUUGGAUAAACACCGGGCCGACUUCUCGGUUCUCAUCUGGGACAUCAGUAGCAAGUUCUCCCCGGAGGCCAGUGUCUCUGCCGAGAAGAUCCGCCUCUCCUCCUCCGACUUGGACCCGAGCUCCGUGGUGACCAAGCCGUUGUACGACCUGGGCCAGAACGAUGCCUGUCUGUCCCUCUGCUGGCUCCUCCGGGAUCCUAAGCUCCUCUUAGCCGGCAUGCACCGCAACCUGGCCAUUUUUGACCUGAGGAACACCAGCCAGAAGACCUUCGUCAACACUAAAGCUAUCCAGGGGGUCACGGUGGACCCCCAUUUCCCUGACCGCGUUGCCUCCUUCUUUGAGGGCCAGGUGGCUAUUUGGGACCUGAGGAAGUUUGAGAAGCCCGUGCUGACCCUCACAGAGCAGCCCAAGCCUCUGACAAAGGUAGCGUGGUGCCCAACCCGGACGGGCUUGCUGGCGACCCUGACGCGCGACAGCAACAUCAUCCGUCUGUACGACAUGCAGCACACGCCAACGCCCAUCGGAGACGAGACGGAGCCCACCAUCAUCGAGCGCAGCGUGCAGCCUUGCGACGGCCUGAUCGGCACCUUCGCCUGGCACCCGUCCAGGCAGAACCGCAUGGUGGUGGUGUCGGCCGCCAACCGCGCCAUGACCGACUUCACCGUCUUCGAGCGCAUCUCGCUGGCGUGGAGCUCUAACACUUCGCUCAUGUGGGCCUGCGGACGCCACCUGUACGAGUGCGCCGAGGACGGCCCUGCGGGCGCCCAGGGGCUCUUGGAGAAGGACAUCGCCACCAAGAUGAGGCAGAGGGCGCUGUCCAGGUACGGACAUGACACAGUCCAGUUGUGGAGGAACCACCUGCUGGCGGGGGGCAACGAUUCCCGGCUCAAGUCUCUGUGGUUUGACCUCUUCUAUAUGAAGCAGUGUACUGAGGACACGGAGCUGAAGCUGCAGGGGAACAAGCAGGCUGUCAUCUACUCUGGUAUCAAGAACAUCGUCAAGACCAGCUCAGGCACUACGGAGAGCCGCAGAUGCUGGAGCGGCUCGGAGCGGCAGACGGAGGCGACCCGCUACCACAGCGAGGAGCGCGCCCUGGCGCUGCGCCUCUGCGGGUGGAUGGGCCGGGCGUCCGACGCGGACGUGGAGCCCUUCCUGCGCUCGCUGGAAACGGAGCGUGAGUGGGAGCGGGCCGCGGCCGUGGCGCUCUUCAACUUGGACAUCCGCAGAGCCAUACAGAUCCUCAACAGGGGAGCCAUGGCUGAGAAGGGCGACCUGAAUCUCAACGUGGUGGCCAUGGCGCUAUCGGGAUACACGGAGGAGAAGGCUUCGCUGUGGCGGGAGAUGUGCAGCUCGCUGAGGCUGCAGCUCAACAACCCCUACCUCUGCGUCAUGUUCGCGUUCCUCACCAGCGAGCCCGGAGCCUACGACGGCGUGCUGUAUGAAAGCAGCAUCGCGGUGCGUGACCGCGUUGCUUUUGCUUCCAUGUUCCUCAACGAUGCUCAGCUUCCUCGGUACGUUGACAAGUUGACCAGCGAGAUGAAGGAGGCGGGAAACCUGGAGGGCAUCCUGCUGACGGGUCUGACCAAGGAUGGCGUGGACCUGAUGGAGAGCUACGUGGACCGGACCGGAGACGUCCAGACGGCUAGCUUCUGCAUGCUCAAGGGUUCCCCAGGUGAGGUGCUGAAGGACCCCAGGGUUCAGUGCUGGAUCGAGAACUACCGCAAUCUGCUGGACGCGUGGAGAUUCUGGCACAAGCGGGCCGAGUUUGACAUCCAUCGAGGCAAAUUAGAUCCCAGCUCCAAACCUCUGGCCCAGGUGUUCGUUAGCUGCAACUUCUGUGGCAAGUCCAUCUCGUACAGCUGCUCCGCCAUGCCCCACCAGGGCCGCGGCUUCAGCCAGUACGGCGUGAGCGGCUCGCCCACCAAGUCCAAGGUGACCAGCUGCCCGGGAUGCCGCAAGCCCCUGCCGCGCUGCGCCCUAUGCCUCAUGAACAUGGGGACGCCCGUGUCCAGCUGCGCCGGGACAGGAAAGUCCGACGACAAGGUCGACCUGACAAGAGAGAAUAAACUGGCUCAGUUCAACAACUGGUUCACCUGGUGUCACAACUGUCGGCACGGUGGCCACGCCGGACACAUGCUGAGCUGGUUCAGGGACCACACGGAGUGCCCCGUGUCGGCGUGCACGUGUAAAUGCAUGCAGCUGGACACUACGGGCAACCUGGCACCCUCGGACAGCAGCUAGAACACGACCCACCCCUCGGGCACGCACGUCCGCUACCAAGAAGGGAAAACUCAGUAAAAUAACUGGCAAGGUCGACCUCUCAGGAGAAUGAACAAGCGUGAAAUGAGUGUCGCGCAAGUCCAGUAAAGAACUGGAAAACAAUGUGAUCAUAGGUGCCAAACUUUUUUUUUUUCUUUUCCUUUUUUGUUACAUCGUUCUAUUUAAUCAAAGGAUCUUCAAGUCCGUCAUACCUCAUCAGAGCAUUGUUUGGAAGGAAUGCAAGGAAGUUUGGGAAGUUGAGGAAAGCUGUUUGAACGCUUAUUUAAUAUCCUGGAUAUCCAUCUUAAAGUCAAUGUACUAGAUCACUUUGUCCUCACUAGUAGCACAAUUCAGCAAACAAGUAGAAUGAAUUAGUCUGAAUCUUAUUACUAAUGAUUUCCCCCCACUACAUAUGCUAUUUUUGGCAAACUACUACGUAGUUAGACCUUACUAGUAAACUAUGGCAAGCGGUUUGAGAAUUUUUUUUCGAUAUCCGUAAUAUCCACUUGAAGGUCCAUGUAUUCGUUCGCUCUUUGUCCUUCCGAAUUGGACAAUUCAGAGCUCUAGUAGAACGACUGGGACACACUAGUAGGACAACUCCUACUAGAAACAUUUUCCCAGUACUAGUUCACCACGUGUGGAGUUUGCAUGUUCUCCCCGUGCCUGCGUGGGUUUUUCUCCGGGCACUCCGGUUUCCUCCCACAUCCCAAAAACAUGCAACAUUAAUCAGACACUCAAAAUUGCCCCUAGGUGUGAUUGUCAGUGCGGCUUGUUUGUCUCGAUGUGCCCUGGGAUUAGCUGGCGACCAGUUCAAGGUGUAGCCCGCCUCCUGCCCUUUCACUGCCGGGAUAGGCUCCAGCACUCCCCGUGACCCUCGUGAGGAUAAGCGGCAAAAGAAAAUGGAUCGAUGGAUGGAUAGUUCACAUUUGAACCGUACCAGAAAUCUAUAGAAAACGUCAGCAUUUAUCCAAUAUCCUUGAUGUCCUUAUUUGGGUCCAUGUAGGGUACUAGUUCAGCCUUUGUCCUCACUAGUAUGACAAUUUAGCUCACUUUCAAAAUUACUGUCUUCAUAGUAAUGUUUUUUUGUCCCCCUCUACUAGUGCCUCUUUUGGCCAACUAGUCAACAGUUAAACUUUACUGGUAAACUAUCAGAAGCCUUUUUAGCUUUUAUUGGAUAUCUUUCAUACCCAAAUUGUUUUCCAACCAUUACGCUAGUGCUUUCCUACAUAGCCUUGUUGCAUGAAUUUGAUGAUGCAUGCUGGGAUUAGAGACGAACGAUCUUCUCAGGCAGCCAGACGAGUCCAUUUGCGGUUCGUUCAAUGUCCUGAGAAUGAAAUGACGUGCAUGAAUGAGAAUAUUCAUAGGAACGUCAAUAACGUUAGAAGUGAAGCAAAACUACUAGUCCUGGAAGGUACUUGUGUUCGGCAUACAGUAUGCCUGCUAGCUAGGCCUACUACUGUUACUAAUGGUGCACAGUAGUUUACUAGUAUGGUUUAGUUGCAAACUUUUUUUUAUGGUAAUUUGUAAUCCAAGGUAUUAAUAUUUCCUGGCCAGUUGUGAGGUUAAAAGUAUUUACCCAAGUCUACUUUCCUGACUUCCUUAGUAAAACUGUAAGUAAGAGCGUGUACAAGUACAUGGACCUUAAAACGAAUAUCAAGGACAUCAAAUAAAUGCUUUUUAUGGAAAAUUAUUUGAUUCAUAUGCUAGUAUGGUCUUUGUGCUCAUGACUAGGACAACCUUUAGUCUGUGAGGGAAAAUCCUACUAGUUGUCACUUGGGCUACUAGUACAGGUAGAUUUGGUGAAGCGCUAGAAUUUCACUAGUUGAAUUCUGUAAUGUCACGAGUCGUUGUUUUAAACUACUGUGUAGUUUUCGUUCAUGAGUUGUCCUCGUAUGCCAAAAAUGUUCUACUAAUGAGGACAAAUACUAACUAGUUCAUGGACCUUAAAUGGCUAUCAAGCAUUUUCUUUGAGCGUUUGUCAUUUUUGAAAGAUCGUAGGUGCUACUAGCAGAUCGAUAUUGGCACUAGUAUGGUUAAAAAAAAAAAAAAAAACGUAUUCAUAAGACAGUCAUUGUUUGCUAAAUUGCCCCCUACCUUUUGCCCAUUAAGUCUUAGAGCUUUGUAAGAUCCAAUACUUUGCCAUUUCAACACAAUAUGUUAUUUGAUCACAAAAAGGCUCCGGACAUUUUACUUUUUUGCCACGAAAACACAGUUUACAUUGAGCCACAAAAAAAAGCCCAUUGUGUUUUGCCUUUAAAGCACGUGUGUCAAACAUAACGGCCCGGGGGACAAAUCAGGCCUGCCACGUUGAUUUAUGUGGCCCAUAAAAGUAUCAACUUCCAUGGUUCUUCCUCACAUCUGUACUAGAAUUUUCAAUUCCCGUAUCUAGAAAAUUAUUUUAAGAUAUUGCAAGAAGGCGGUUCGGUGGAUCAGCUGGAAAGUGUUGUGCCUCACAGUUCUGAGAUCCCGGGUUCAAUCCCGGACCCGCCUGUGUGGAGUUUGUAUUUUAUCCCCGUGCCUGUGUGGGUUUUCUCCGGGCACUCCAGUUUCCUCCCAAAUCCCAAAAAGAUAUAACAUUAAUUGGACACUCGAAAUUGCCCCUAGGUGUGAUUGUGAGUGCAGCUGCUUGUCUCCAUGUGCAACCAGUCCAGGGUGUACCCUGCCUCCUGUCCCUUGUCCACAAUCUGCUUCCAUGAGCAACUUUUUUUUUUUUUGCCCCCCCCCCCCCCCCCCCCCAAAAGGAUCUUCUUAAAAGUGAUUAUUGUUGGCACUGAAGGACGGGUACCCCCAGGUGAAGCCCCACUUUCACUUCUUUUGGUAUUUUGAACAUUUUCAAGGGAGGGAUGUAGGGCGGAGGGCGGGAGGGGGUCCCCGCCCGCAUUGAGCGACCCACUCCAAGGCUCGCGCUCCCGUGAAAAGAAUCUUGCGGGAAAACAGCAGCUGCUCGGCACUCUGACAAGAAAAUUGCCCCCUUCUUGCUCCCCCCUCCCUCCGCCUCUUAAUACAGAAGCUCAGCUGCCCAUUGAGUGAAAAACACAACCCUCCAUCCUCUCUUUCUUUCACGCUCUCUCCAGUGCCCGCAUUGCCCCCCGAAACUAUGCAUCAUCGGUCCGAGGACGGACGCCGUCUGCUCGGGCAUUGUGGACCGUAUUCCCCCCACCCCCCACCCCCCUUUCCCUUCCCUGAUACCGACCCCAAAGCAGGCCAGAACUGGAUGAAUCCCUUUAGUCAUGGCCAUGCAGAUCUCUGAGGUUUUAUAUGACUGUGUGGCCUUUACCGGGGGUGCUGGCAAACUGGCGAAUGCCCAACGAACACCAAUUCGAAUGUCACAGCCUUCAUUUAUUAGACUUUGUCUUUUAAAUAAAUUUAGACACGUGACGUGUGAGUGUCUUAUCUCGGAUCAAAUGUUGUUAAACUUUUGCACAUGAGGGUUUUGACACGUGGUACAGCCCGAGACCAAAGAAAAAGCAAACGCAACAUGAUUGUGGAUAGAAACUGUAAACACUCAGACGUGAAUGAAAUUAAUAAAACUGGACUGUUAUAACUA
Syngnathoides biaculeatus (alligator pipefish) is the source of this 6747-nucleotide messenger RNA. It is a transcript of the gene mios, whose product is annotated as missing oocyte, meiosis regulator, homolog (Drosophila). The record is from RefSeq and is a predicted model, not a curated record. Gene Ontology annotation, biological process: positive regulation of TORC1 signaling; cellular response to amino acid starvation. The transcript is spliced from 13 exons. Gene Ontology annotation, molecular function: protein binding. The coding region runs from base 546 to 3182 and encodes 878 amino acids. NCBI's taxonomy places the organism in Eukaryota, Metazoa, Chordata, Actinopteri, Syngnathiformes, Syngnathidae. Gene Ontology annotation, cellular component: cytoplasm.